This is a messenger RNA of Temnothorax curvispinosus, 990 nucleotides long. RefSeq lists its product as uncharacterized. The transcript has 2 exons. NCBI's taxonomy places the organism in Eukaryota, Metazoa, Arthropoda, Insecta, Hymenoptera, Formicidae. The record is from RefSeq and is a predicted model, not a curated record. Bases 1 to 990 code for a protein of 329 amino acids.
AUGGCCGACAUACUGAGUAUCGGCGGUGAGCCGAUCUUCGACGAGCGCAUCGUCGGAAUCGAGAUUUACACGUAUAACCCGUACGUCAACACGACGUUCGGACACAACGACGAGAUACGAAUACCCAUACAGCAGCAGGAUCUAAAACUGCAAAACGCUGGAUGGAGUUAUCCGACGAGCGAAUCGAAUCUGAACAACGCGUCCCAUCAAUUCAACUUUUGCGUACCUUUAAAUAUUUUUUUGGGUUUUUGCGAGGACUACAGACGCGUGGUGAUAAACGCGCGACACGAGCUUAUCCUGAUACGCUCUUGUAGCGACCACAACUGCGUCGUAGAUCCGAAGAAAACCGUGCCGAGAGAUCCGGCCAAGGAUCCUAAAAUUACGUUGUUGAAAGUGCAAUGGCGUAUGCCUCACGUGGCGCUGAACGACGUGACUAAAUUAUCGCUGUUGCGAACGUUGGAGAGCGGACGAUUUCCGAGCGCGGGCUUUCGCUCUUGGGAUCUGUACGAAUUUCCCCUGUUGCAGAGCACGACCAAGCAUUCGUGGGCCGUGAAAGCCGCGCCGCAAUUGGAGACCGGACGGCGAAACGAAUUCGCGGGCGACGCCUCGAGGUUCGAUCAUUGCGCGCUCGCCAACGUGAAAUUGUAUCUCAACUCGGAAUUCUAUCCCUACGACGACGUGAACGUGGAUUUCAAGAGCGACAAGUUCGCCGUGCUGUACGAGAUGUACGCAAAAUUUCGAGGAGCGUAUUACGGGAACGGUCGCGACGACGCGCUCUUUUCCCCGCGCGAAUUCGCGCGGGUAGCUCCGCUCGCGGUGAUCGAUUGUUCCCGUCAAAACGAAUCGGUGAAGAGCGCCACCGUGGACGUGCGCAUCGAAUUCGAAAACAAGGAAAACGUUCCGCCGAAAACCACAGCUUUUUGUCUCAUCGUUCACGAUCGAGUCAUCGAGUACAGUCCGCUGACCAACGUGGUGCGCAAAAUUAUCUAA